AUGUCUGGAUUCUUUUCUCUUCUUCCCGACCUGCUUCCCAUGAUACUACCUUCCGAGGUACAAAUCACAAAAGCUUCUGAUCUUGAGGCUCAAAGAGGCGGGAAGGAUGCGCCCAUGAUUCGCCAGGGAGCCGUGAUCGGCAAGAGUGAUAGAAUGUGUGCUACCGUCCUGAUAGCCAAGCCCCGGUGUUCCUCGGCAGUACAUCACCAUGGCGAGCAAGAGACUAUCAUCUACGCCGCCUCAGGCAAGGGAAUGGGUCUGCAGGAAAAACUGACAAAUGAUAGAUUGGUGACUAGCUCUGGUGCCGACGAAGAACCCAAGAGACAUGAGCUCUCGCCAGGCGAUUUUGCUUUCAUCCCUCCCUGGACUGAACACCAAGAAAUCAACGAGACUGAUGAGAAUGUUGUGUGGAUCCUUAUCCGGAGUGGCCCGGAACCCGUGGUGGUCUACUUGACAGGUUGGGGAGGCGGCGAGGCAAAGGCUGAUUCAAUCGAUUGA
Molecule: messenger RNA, 498 nt
Organism: Daldinia loculata
Lineage: Eukaryota; Fungi; Ascomycota; Sordariomycetes; Xylariales; Hypoxylaceae
Product: RmlC-like cupin
Exons: 4
Coding region: 1-498 (165 amino acids)
Source: RefSeq, a predicted model, not a curated record